Messenger RNA from Cladophialophora immunda, 1296 nucleotides. RefSeq lists its product as uncharacterized. The transcript has a single exon. The coding region runs from base 229 to 849 and encodes 206 amino acids. Lineage: Eukaryota; Fungi; Ascomycota; Eurotiomycetes; Chaetothyriales; Herpotrichiellaceae. The record is from RefSeq and is a predicted model, not a curated record.
CGCGUGCCGUGCCAGCAACAUCCAAGAGUCCCCGCAAAUAAAGAUUGUUCCAGAAAUCGUGAUAUUACAGCGAACUCUAUCUCGCAUGGUGUGCACGCCAUAAUAUGCGCGACUGCUGCAAAGUGGAGCCGCCAAGAACGCGCAGAAUGAGGCGUUAAGACGCGAACUUCUCAACAACCCCAUGUCAAGACAUCUGUCGGAAACUCAUGAUACCACUUUGACUCAACGAUGCCACUCUCCCCGGAAGACAUUACCAGGAAUUACGUGGACGACGGAAGUUCCCUGGAACGGGUGAACCACCGCAAGUCGCGACUGAAAAUCGCCAUCGUCGAGCCCAACCCCGCGUGGCCGCAACGGUUCCUCGAGACCAAAGCCCGGAUCGAGGCUGCGCUGGGCUCGACCGCGGUCGCCGUCCUCCACGCCGGCUCCACCAGCGUGGCAGGUCUGCCGGCAAAGGACGUCAUCGACGUCGACCUGGUGGUCGAGGACGUCGAGGACGAGGGCUCGUACGCCGAGCCCCUCGCGCGCGCGGGCUUUCUGUUCCUCUUCCGCGAGCCGGCGUGGCAUCGACACCGCUAUUUCGUGGACGAAGGGGACCGCCCCGGCGCGUAUCCCAUCAACCUCCACGUCUUUGGGCCCGACUGCCCCGAGGUCGCGAGGCACCGCAUCUUCCGCGAGUGGCUCGCAAAGUCGCCGGAGGACCUGCAGCUCUACGCGGCCGUCAAACGUGAGUGCGCCGCGAGUUCCGAGGCCGCGGGCGAGUCGAUGCAGGAGUACACUGUGCGCAAGGACAAGGUAGUCCGCGAGAUCUUGGACCGCGCGUUUCGCGAUCUUGGCUAUAUCAAGUAAUGCGACGAACGGCAGUUUCCGUCACGAUUGCUUUCAAUGAUAUGAUAAACAAUAACCAACCACACGGAGAGAGCACACAGGUAUUCGCGGUUUCGAGGGCGACAGACAAGCAGAGCGAGUUUGAGAGACACCGGUACCUACACCAGACGUCUACGCCUAUGUUUCCUUGGUCAUGUCGGUCGAGCCGGAGAAACAAGGCCGAAUCCGUGUCGCUUGUGGCAGUGGACCCAUGAGCACAGGAUGGCAUCACCCUCGACCGGACCAAGAGUUCAAGGCGCGAGCGCAUUUUACUCUUUCUGGCAGCAAGAGACAAAGACUGCGCGUGGGGCCUACCACCCGGGGUCGGGCUAUGGUUUACAUACUUACCUUCCUAGGUAGAUGUAGAUAGCAAAAAGGGGUUUCGACUCGAGAGGAUUGUAGGGAUCUUGUUCAUCCUCACAUUCAUAU